Messenger RNA from Amphimedon queenslandica, 1267 nucleotides. RefSeq names its product extracellular metalloprotease-like. Gene Ontology annotation, biological process: proteolysis. Gene Ontology annotation, molecular function: serine-type endopeptidase activity. The record is from RefSeq and is a predicted model, not a curated record. Bases 17 to 1093 code for a protein of 358 amino acids. The transcript has a single exon. NCBI's taxonomy places the organism in Eukaryota, Metazoa, Porifera, Demospongiae, Haplosclerida, Niphatidae.
AGACUAGACUGAGACCAUGAGCAGAGCAAAAGAGGAGACUUUAUUGUCCUUUAAAAUGAAUUUCUCUCUCUUUAUUCUUCUUGUUAUCCCAUUCUGUCUUGCUACAGACCCUCUCAACUCAGAAGAAGGUCAGAAAAUAACAUUCUCUGAAGACAAUGAGCUACAGUAUGAGGAAGACGAGUCUGCAGCAGAAACUGAUGAUGACUAUGAUAACUAUCGGUGGGUAGCAGUGGAUAAAGAGGGCGUUGAGACAGAAGGGACUCUUGAAGAAGCAAGAGCUUUAUUCCUGGAAGAUAGUGACAAUCUGCAAGAGAACAGCGACCCUGCAACCUCUGCUCCCUCACUAGAGGACGAGUAUGACCCUAGCACCAGCUCUCCUAAUGAGGAGAGAAAUGAGUUUGUUAGUGAAAUGCUCAAGCAAAUCCAAAAACGACGAGUUUUCCGACCGGACGAACGUCGCAAAGUCUCUCCAGUGAAUCGAUACCCAUACACAGCCAUUGGUCAGAUAGAGUGUGGUUGUACUGGUACACUCAUAGCUAGGAGGACCGUCCUAACUGCUGCUCGCUGCCUCUAUCGGAGGAGAACCGGUUGGAACCGAAGGCUCAACUUUCAUCAGGCCAAAGACUGUAAUCCUGAUCAGGGAGCUGCCUUGAACUGGACCCGAGCUGUAGUCUAUAGGGCAUGGACGAGGAAUGAGUCACCUCGAAAUGACAUUGGUAUCAUAAUACUAGCAUGCCCAUCCGUUUCCUUUAUGCCGAUCGGUUAUACAAACCGGAGAGCUUUAAGACGGAGCUUAACCUACAACGCUGGGUAUCAGUGUGACAAACCCAACCAGUGCCUCUGGAGGACUUCGUGUCGUAUUUCCGGUUUUUCAGGUUAUGGCUCAACCCAGCUACGUCACCAGUGUGAUACCAAUAGGUGCUCCAUUGGUAGUGCUUUGUACCAGUAUCAAAGGAGAGGAAGAGGUAGAGGAAGGAUGGUUAUAUAUGGUAUCCAUGUCAGAAGCUUAACAACUCAUAAUCGUGCUACUAGGAUGACAAGGAGGCAUGUGAGGACAAUGAGGAGGUGGAUCAGGAGGUUCAACGGGAACUGAACUCAACCCUCAAGAGAGAGAACAAACAAUAGUAGCUAGUGCAACUAGUGCAGUGUGUUAGUCAGCAGUGACUUUAGAAUUUGUCAAUUAUUAAAUCCUUUCAUUUUCGUUUUUAUUGUUCCCUAUAUCACAACUGCUUAUUGUUUUCAAUAAAAUUAUGAUAAUAACAAAAAA